GGUUUUUCCAAUGUCCCAUGUUUUUUGCCACUCAUAACCGUCCGGCGACCGAUAUUAAAAGCAGAUGCCUCUCGUCCUUUCCUUUUCUCAGACACAGAAAAUCGUCUAUACCACUCCGUUGGAUACUUCUUCAGACACAUUAAACACACCCUCCACUUUCAUCACCGCAUAGUCAAUCCCCUUAUUCAUUAUGGCAACCCCAGCAGCAACUAGCGCAACCGCCGCAUCCACCAAGUACGCCCCCCUCAUCAGCAAAGUGCUUCGUCUCUACACCUCCCGCGACCCCAAAGAGCAGCAACAAAUCAUCGAAACCCACUAUGCGCCGAACGCAACAUUCGAAGACCCUCUGAUGAUUGUCCACGGCCCCACCAACAUCAUCUCCCAAUUCCACGCCCUGCUUUCCUUCUUCUCCUCCAUCGAUGCCAACGAGACGCCCCUGAACUCCAUCGGAUCGUUGAAAGACACGCAGCCGCCGCAAGGCGAGAGUCUCGCGAACGGAGAAUUGAUCUCGGUGCCGAAUACGCAGAUCUACCGACGAGGGGAGCCGAGCAAGCCGAAGGAGAUCCCGAUUGAGGCUGUUACGCACAUCACGGUGGAUAAGACCUCGGGCAAGGUGCUUUACCACAAGGAUGUGUGGUUAAACCACAAGUUUGAGAACCCGUCGUUGGUCAAAAAGGUUUCCGGUGCGAGUAGUUCGGCGAUCUUCAAGCUUUUCAAUGUUGGCGGAUGAGAGCAAUGAUGCGGUGGGUUGGAACCCUUGGCCGGCGGAUCUCUGCCAUGCGUUGGAUCUACUGUAGAUCUAGAGGAUUGCAGGUCGUGAGGGAGUGCCACUGAUUGUGUCACAAAGCAUGUAAAUAGAUACCGUUUGAUUGAAUACACAUUUUCGACCU
Fimicolochytrium jonesii is the source of this 890-nucleotide messenger RNA. RefSeq lists its product as uncharacterized. The transcript has a single exon. Bases 191 to 730 code for a protein of 179 amino acids. The record is from RefSeq and is a predicted model, not a curated record. NCBI's taxonomy places the organism in Eukaryota, Fungi, Chytridiomycota, Chytridiomycetes, Spizellomycetales, Powellomycetaceae.